Messenger RNA from Juglans microcarpa x Juglans regia, 1982 nucleotides. Its product is annotated as protein SENSITIVITY TO RED LIGHT REDUCED 1-like. The coding region runs from base 229 to 1059 and encodes 276 amino acids. The record is from RefSeq and is a predicted model, not a curated record. Lineage: Eukaryota; Viridiplantae; Streptophyta; Magnoliopsida; Fagales; Juglandaceae. Gene Ontology annotation, biological process: microtubule-based process. The transcript is spliced from 2 exons. Gene Ontology annotation, cellular component: cytoplasm; nucleus.
CGGCAGCAGCAUGCCAGCAACCAAACAUAGCAUACAGUUCCAGAGGCUGCGGAUCGAGGAAACGAGUCGAACCGGGUGGUUGAUCUAACCCCUCCAUCCACUCCCACUCUACCUGUGUCCUCACCUACCUUCCGCCAUUGCUGCCUCCGCCGCCGCUCAACCACAGCAAUACGAAUAGUUCUGAAAGUGGCAUAUAAUACCAUAGAAGAGGAGAGGAUCUUGACAGCAAUGGCAGCAUCUGCAAAAACCCUGGCCACUGCCAAAUGUUUAGAUGGAGAUUGGACAGUUGUUUUACCCCGUCGUGGAAGACAGAGGAAACACUUGCCAAGAAUUAGAUCUGUGGAACAGCAACAAUCAUGGGCUCCAACUGAUCUUGAAACUGAUCCUAUCAGAACAUCUAAAUUAAUGCAGAAGAUGCAGAUCUGCAUUAAGAAAAUUGAGAGCUCUCCAUUCUACCAUAUUUUACUGGAUCAAAUCCAAACUACAGAAAUCGUGUGCUGCUUGCACAGGGUCCUAGGCUCAGAGUUGAAGAUGCAAAUGGUGAUUUACGGUAUAGGCAGUAUCGAAUCAUAUGAAGCCCCUCGAUUGCAGCUUAGCCUUGCAAUCUUGAUGAAGAAAAAGUUAAGUUGGAUUGGAGAUAUUGAGGUUUUUGACCCUAUUCUUUCUGCUACAGAAUCUCGGGUAUUGGAAGCUCUAGGUUGUUCUGUUCUAUCAGUAAAUGAGCAAGGACAUCGAUGUGCUCUUAAGCCAACAAUAUUCUUUAUGCCACACUGUGAGGCAGAGUUGUAUGACAAUCUAUUGCAUGCAAAUUGGGGAGUGGAGCUAUUGAAUAGGGUAGUCUUGUUUGGAAAUAGCUUUGAGACGUAUGAGCAGCAUGUUUCAGAGUUCAAGCACUCAGCUAUUGUUGAUUCAGUAAGGCAUAUCUUGGCUAUUCGUCCAUUUACAAAGGAGUUUAAAAUCAAGACAGUUUCAGAUGAUUAUUUUGGUGCUUUCCAUGAUUCAAGUUGGCAUUUUUUCAGCCCUGUCCUUGAGACAGGGCUGCAGUUCAUCAAAAUUUGAUGAAAAAUAUCCCAGUGGUUUCAGUUAUUGGUCGAUGAUUGAAGCAUUUAUAUAUAUAUAUAUACAAAUUUUCUCUUGAAUGGGUUGUUUGUUGCAGUUGCUUGGUUUGGGGACCUAAACAACCCAAGAUUUAAGUCUGGAUAGCAGAAACUACCUCUCUUUAAAACACCUAUUACCAUUAUGUAAUAUUAUUUUUGCCAUCUUUCUUCGCAAGGGAAGUGUAUAUUUUUCACCCCCUUCUGCUUAUACAUUUCACAUGAUAUUAUGGAUGACCUUCUUAUUGUCUUAUUGAUGUUUAUAUGGCUGAAAAUCUGGAAUUUAUAUUCUGAAAGACUUGCUCUUGCUGAGUGAGUGGGAUAAGAUGUGUGAGUCGGUGAGCGGGCUUUGGAUUGGUUGUUACUUUUUGGAGGAUUUUUGAUUUGCCAUAUAUAAUUCAACUCCUAUAAUAUGGAGUUGACAUCGAAUUAUAUGAAUCCUUAUACUUUAUUUAAAAAAGGGUACCAAAACUAUAUAGGAACAAAUGUAUGAACAUGAACAAAAGCACAUCUAAAUACAUGCACUCGUGUGCACUCAACCAUGAUGGAUAUUCAGGAGCACAAAAAGGUUUUAAGCAGACUAAUGUCACUAAUCUCGUUUAACAAAUGAUCAUGUGGCAACCAUCAUGCACUUCAUUAUGCAAUGCCCAAAGUGCCACAACUGCACAGCAUCUAAAACUAAAUAUUUCCAUUCCCUGAUAAGAGAGACUUUCCCGGGCAUAAAAUAGAAUUUAUACACUAAAACCGAAAUUUUAUGCUUCAUCAAAAUGGCAGAUUCAACCACAAAGUCAUAUCUAUAUCAUUCAUACAUUCUUCACAUAUCCAUCCUCACAGAAGAAAAUCUAAUAGCAACAAAACCAGACUGGUUUGUUCCUUCCUUGAAUCUUG